Osmia bicornis bicornis is the source of this 1422-nucleotide messenger RNA. RefSeq names its product WD repeat-containing protein 55 homolog. Lineage: Eukaryota; Metazoa; Arthropoda; Insecta; Hymenoptera; Megachilidae. The transcript is spliced from 8 exons. Bases 93 to 1394 code for a protein of 433 amino acids. Gene Ontology annotation, molecular function: protein binding. The record is from RefSeq and is a predicted model, not a curated record.
UAAUUUUAUCACGAUGGAGUUUAUAAAUAUUAGGUUCUAAUGUUCUGAUAAAGUAAGGUUAGAAGUCAAGAAAUAUUUUAUAUUUUUAUUCAAUGAUGCAUUUAUAUAAAGAAAACUUAAUAGAUGACUCUACCCUAGACAGUGAUGAAAGUAAUAAUAGUUAUGAUGAUAAUGACAGUGAUAGUAGUAUGCAAAGUCUCUCAGAAGAUGAUAACUUGAGUAGUAGCGAUGACUCUGAAAGUGAAAAUAAUGAAGAAAAUUCUGUUUCAAAUAAUAAUCAAACAUGUAGUUAUACAGGUAAUGAUAUGGAAUCUAAUUUAUUAAAUGAGGAUGAAGAAGAGGAUGAAGUUGUAAAAGCAAUAAUCAGGGCAAGAAAUACAAAUUCAAACCAUCCUCCACCAAUUAUAACAGAAGAUCAUGUUGUAGACACAUGUUUCCAUCCUAAUUCAGACAUGAUUGCUGUAGCUAAUAUUGUAGGAGAUGUACACUUAUACAAGUAUAGUAAUACAGAAACAGAACUUGUAUCAACUUUAGAACUACAUCUUAAAGCAUGUCGUGAUAUAGAAUUUAAUGAAAGUGGUAAAACAUUAUUUUCUACUGCUAAAGAUUUAUGUAUAAUGCUCACUGAUGUAGAAACUGAGAAAUUAACAAGAUUAUACGAGAAUGCACAUACAGAACCAAUAUAUACAAUGACUAUAAUUGGAGAAAAUAUGUUUGCAACAGGAGACGAUGAUGGUGUAGUAAAAUUAUGGGAUCUUAGACAAAAAGAAAAUACACCUGUGUUUUCAUUUAAAAAGAUGGAAGAUUAUGUUAGUGCUAUAGUAACAAAUGAAGAAGCAAAAUAUCUUGUGUGUGCAAGUGGAGAUGGAUCUCUUACCACAUUCAACAUACCAGGAAAGAAAAUGCAUGUUCAAUCAGAGGAAUAUGAAGAAGAAUUAACAUGCCUUGGUUUAUUUAAAUCUGAAACAAAAAUUUUGGUUGGUACAAGUAAAGGAAAGAUGUAUAUAUAUAAUUGGGGAGAAUUUGGACUUCAUUCAGAUGAAUUUCCAAGCUUAACUAAAAAGGCUAUAAAUUGUAUGAUUCCAAUUACCGAUAAUGUUGUAAUAACAGGAGGAGAAGAUGGAAUGUUAAGAGCUACUAGUUUGUUCCCUCGUCGUAAUCUUGGAGUAGUAGGUCAACAUGAUCUUUCUAUUGAAACACUUGAUGUUAAUAGGGAUGGUACUCUAAUUGCAUCUUCCUCGCACAAUAAUGACAUCAAAUUUUGGAAUGUACAAUAUUUUGAAACCUUAAAUGUCACAGAACCCGUGAAAGGUGGGAAACAAAAACAAUUGAAGCAUAACCUUCCAAGUAGUAAAAUUGAUAAUGCGUCUAAUUUUUUUUCUGAUCUUCAAUAAACAAAUAAAGAUAAUAACUGAUGUAAAA